Messenger RNA from Pyrus x bretschneideri (Chinese white pear), 983 nucleotides. RefSeq lists its product as uncharacterized. Bases 106 to 822 code for a protein of 238 amino acids. The record is from RefSeq and is a predicted model, not a curated record. NCBI's taxonomy places the organism in Eukaryota, Viridiplantae, Streptophyta, Magnoliopsida, Rosales, Rosaceae. The transcript has a single exon.
CAUCAUUAAAUACAUUUUUACAAUAUUUAAAGAGACAAUGGGAUCUGUACGUAGCAACAUCCCAUAUUUAUCCAGAGAAAGUUGGAAAAGGGUGAAUCGAAAGUAAUGUCCAUCUAUCACAUGGAGUCCUCCUCACCUUCUGAUCAUGUAAGUGGUGGACGAUGCCAAACCCAAACUGUCUCAAAAAAUUGUGACACAAUAUUUCCAGCCAUGAAGAAAUAUCAAUAUUCUUCUCAAAGAACACCAUCAUUUUCUUCCUCCUCAUCGUGGUCGUCGUCUUCAUCUUUCGUAUUAUCGUCCUGUAAUCUCGACCAUGAUUCUUCUCCUCCUAUUAGUCCGGCAACCCCGCUUCGGUUUUCCGGUGUCCCAUUCUCUUGGGAACAUUUUCCAGGUAUUCCAAAGAAACCUAGCAGCAGCAGCAGCAGCAACAACAAGGAAUUACAAUUACAUUCCUCAUUGAAGCGUCUCCCACAGCCUCCUCCCACACUCAGUAAUCAGAAGAUCUCCUCCAAAAAGUUGAUCAUGGAUGAUAUUAUUCAGAUCGGACACAACUCCAAAAGGCAUACUGCUAAUCUCCCAAAGGAUCCUUUCUUUGCUGCACUAGUUGAGUGCUCCAAGGACGACGACGGCAACAACAACGACGAUGAUCAAGGAUACUCAAGUGGUGCUGCCAAGGUCUCAAGGAGUGUGGGUGAAAGGUUUGGAUUUUUCAAUCUUUCUGCAUUAUCUUGUAAGACAACUUGUGCAGUUUCUGAAUCAAUCAUACACGUUCAAAGGCCGAGUACAACUUCUUAUCAUCUGAUUAAUCGCCGUUCCCGAUGAGUUUACGAUCCCUAUUGUCCUCGAUCGAUCACUCAUCUUAAUUGUGUGUUUUUUGUUUCCAAAUUUAUUUUUAGUUUUUUCUUGGCCUUUGCUACGAGGGGGACAUGUAAUUCGGAAAAUAUAUAAUAUUUUACUGGGAUUAAUAUGUCCAUAACUCCAUA